Messenger RNA from Vespa velutina, 10375 nucleotides. RefSeq names its product E3 ubiquitin-protein ligase lubel (gene LUBEL). Gene Ontology annotation, cellular component: LUBAC complex. Gene Ontology annotation, biological process: protein linear polyubiquitination. The record is from RefSeq and is a predicted model, not a curated record. Lineage: Eukaryota; Metazoa; Arthropoda; Insecta; Hymenoptera; Vespidae. Gene Ontology annotation, molecular function: zinc ion binding; ubiquitin protein ligase activity; K63-linked polyubiquitin modification-dependent protein binding. Bases 147 to 9806 code for a protein of 3219 amino acids. The transcript is spliced from 20 exons.
UCCGAAACGUCUUGUUCGAGUGCGAGGCAUCGUGAUAUAUUUACGCGAACGGGGAGACUCCGGUAGAAAGGAUGGCAUCGGUCCAGCAACCACGUUACUGAAAUAGAUUUCGGCGCUGGUAAUGCAACGGGUCCUCCUCGUAGGCAAUGAAUAGCGGCAAGAAGAUCAGUAGCGCGUCGGCCAGUUCCCGAGGAAAAACCGGAGGUACCCGACUCCGCGAGCUACACAUGAACAAUCCGGGAGCUGAAAAAUGGCGGCCCAUGGCCAUUUCGAAUCCAUCUACUCGAUUGCGUAUGGCACGGACCAUGCCUCAUUGGGUAUUGGCACAACAACAGAAGGAUGCAGAGGAGCGGAAGGAACGAAUACCAACGCCACCGAAGGUACCACCACCAUCGCUCUCCGGAGACUGUGGUGACCCAGACUAUGAGAUCAUCGAAUUCCCGAUUCGUGGAACACCCCAGAAAACGACACCAAUAUCGACCGACCUAACAUCCAUUACGAAACAUAGCAAAUGUGCUUUAUGCGGCACCGAGAACGUUUUCGCACGAUGCGACACCUGCAAAGAGAAUUAUUGCGAAGCUUGUGACGACAUGAAUCAUAAACAUCCCAAGAGAAAAGCUCACGUUAGACGGAGGAUCGUGACCGAGACAGCAGCAAAGAACAGACCACCUUUGCCACCAAAAGGUGAAAAUCUAGGUGGUCCACCUCCUGUACCACCACCGAGAAGAAAUCGCAAGAGCUCUCAGGCCAAACUCACGCAGAAUCAAGGAGCUACGAAUCGAUCAUUGAUCGAGAAACCAGGAAGUACGAAGCGUGAACUUUCCAACGCUAGUGGAUCAUCGUCGGCGUCUAGGGAGACAAAUUUUCAAGGAUCGAAGAUAACGCGAUCAACGAUUAACACCACGAUCGAAGGAUCGGGAUCGGGUACCGACAAAAUGUCUACCUUACAGGAAAGAUACAGGAGAUAUCAGGAAGCAAUGAGAGCACAAGAUGCAAAUCGACGAAGACGUACACCAUCGGAUGCUUCGUCGAGAGAAACCACAAGUCCCAGGCCGGUUAGCAUAGGGAGUUCUAAAGCUACGCCGCCUUUACCACCUCCACCACCUCCAAGAUCUAUAAUACAAUCGACCAGCGUGUGCGAUCUCACGACACCACCGCAUAUGUGGAAUCUUGGAAUGCAUCAGGCACAAUCGAUGGCACAGUUAGGUCCCGGUGGAAUGCCAAUGAUGUGGUACUCGCCGAACAAUCCCUGGGACGCUUCGUCAAUGAGUGCUUCGACCUUGAGUUUAAAUCAUCCAGCUUUAUGGGCAUACCCCAUGGGAUAUCAUCCGUCUCAAAUGUUACCACCGCAUUAUCCGGGAACUUUGUCGAGACCGCACAGUCCAGCGAGGAGUAUAAAAUCUAGCAGAAGGUCCAGGGCACCCUCACCAUCUCCAAGUAUAAAAUCAAGAAAGUCUAUCGUCUCGAGAUCGAGAUCGAGAAUAUCACCAGGAUCGCCAUCGGAUGCUAGCUCCGAAGAUUCCGAGGAAUCUGACUUCGACGAUAGACUUUCUCGAGGAUCGAGAAGUAUCAGACGAGGUAGCGUUCCAAGAAGUAUCAGACAAAGAAGUUAUCAGGAUAACGAUGGUUCUAGAACUUUACUUUCUCGACCUCGUCGAGAGAGACUAACGUCGGAGGAUAGGAUGACCAGUACGGAGGAACAAUGGUCUGAAAAUCAAUCGACCAGACGGUACUCGAUGUCCUCGAGAGGUUACGAGGACUCUCGAAGGAAUACAAUCGAUUCUCGCCUUCGGAACAUCGAAAAUGGGACUUACCACGAUCAACGACGCGAACGUCGACGACGUAAAAGUACCGACGAGGAACUGUCCGAUCGAAAAUCUAAUCCAACAGCUAGAACGAGGAUCACAAGUUCCUCCGACGAUCAUUUCGAACGGACGGAAAAACGUUCGACGUUAUACGACGACGAAAUCCUUUCGACGAAGAGACAAUCUUUAAGAGGCGAAGACGAUUCGAGGAGAUCUAUCUCGCAGAGAGCUUCGAGAAUGACUAUGGCCGCCGAGGCGGAAAGACAAGCUCUAGAUUCAACCUUGAAAAGAGAAAUAGAAAAUGAUACCUCGGAACGUCUUUCGUCGCGUUCUAUACGAAACGCCACAACGGAUGUCGAGGAAUUGCGUAAAAGGGAACAACGAAUUCAGGAGCAAAAUAUAAUCUCGUCGAAGAGAAUAUCGUCGUUUAAAAGAGAGGACUCGUUGGAUAAGAGUGAACGAUCUUCGGUACACCGUAGCUCGAGGAGGUCUUCCAUCGAAACGGAUACAAAUCCAAAUUUAAAAAGAUUAUCCGCACGUGAAAUAUCCCGAACAAAGGAGGACGACGAUAGGAGUUUAACGAGCAAUAAAAAAGAAUCGAGCAUAGAUCGGGACUCUCAAAUAUCUCGAAAUAACGAAUCGAUUCAAAUCAAAGAGAAGAAAAUCUACGUCGAAGAUAACAAUGAGUCGUUCAAAGGAUCGAAAGAAAUAGUAAAUGCGUUGAAGAAAAAUUCUCCUACGUAUAAAAAAGGUACGAUCGAAUUACCAACUGACGAAUGGUCCUGCGAGCACUGUACUUUCAUUAACAAAAUCACCGAACGCGUUUGCGUAAUCUGCUGCAAAACCAGAAGCAGUGCUCUACCUUCGAACGAGACGGAUGAUCCCGAUCCCAACAUAGAAGAUAUUCAAACAAUCGAUAACGAUAACAAACAAGUGUCGGGUUCUACCGAGGAUCCUAAUCUCGAUUUGGAGAAGAAAACAAAUCAUUUGAAAAUCUCGAAUAGCGAAGAAAGUGGUGACAGUGGAUCGACAAAGAACAAAGGUAUAAGCCUAGCAGAAAGUUCGACGGAUAUGCAUGACGUUAAAUUAUCCGAAGCAUCGACCACGUCCGAGAAAAAAGACGAAGAAACUUUGACAUCCUCGACACCAACAUUAUCCUUAUCAAAAGGAAUUAAUCCUGAAGAUAUCGAAGAACUCGUAAAACGACCAGAGAUAUCUAAAUCCAAUGAGAGGAUCGAAGAAACUCGUAAAGUUUCAACUGGAACAUCUCCGCCACCUCAAAGUAUCUCCACUCAAACAUACGAUUUCCUUCCACGAGGAGGUAGUGGUUCCCUUCGUAGAUCGAUGUCAACUUCCAAAGGAUUUUUGUCCUACGAGGAUAGCGAGACAGAGGAACCAAACAGAUUUACAAACAGUCCCGAUCUUUAUCCACGAACUAUACACGAACAAUAUCUACGGCAGGCGAUUUCAAGUCAGAGCAGAGAUCGAACACGAAGAAAUUCCAUCGACUCAGCUCAUCUAUAUUAUCGCUCUAGGGAACCUAGCCAACCUAGAUUCAUCGAAGUAGGUCCUAGUACAUCAUCUCAAGGUGUAUCUACGUUGACUCGUCAAGGAUUAGAAAUCGUCGAGCUCUUGCGAGAAGCCGAGAGACAAGGAUAUUCGACUGACGACGUACAGGUGGCCCUAACACAGGGUGCAUCCAAUCCAAUAGAAUGGUUAAAGACGCAAUGGCCUCGUUCGAUCGAAGCCGUUCAAAUUUUGGUAAGCACUCAGGGAAAGGAACAAAGAGAGAAUAAUAUCGGUGUCCUUUCUGUCAACGAAGCGAAGGAUGCUUUAAGAUCGGUCAAAGGUGACGUUUGGAAUGCUGUCACCAUUGCUAUCCAACGUAGACAGCACAAGACCGCAGAAAUUUUAACAAAGGGCAAUUUUACGAUGGCUGAUGUUGUUAAAGCUCUCGAUAACAACGAUGGCAUCGUCGAUGCCGCUUUACUCGAGUUACAGAAAAAUCAAUUGAAGCCAUUUUUAAUGAGGAUCUGGGGUCCUCCGGUCGGGGUCGAAAACGAUGGGGCUGCACCACAAGGAGAUGCGGCUGGUAUAGUUGGUGGUGCAACAAGGAUUCUCGAACAGAUUACCAAUGUAUCGGAUACGGAGGCGAAGAAGCAGGUAAUGUCACCAAUUAUUGACAAUUUCGUCGCAUUGCAGACCGACUUUAGAAAACAGCUGGCGGCGUUAAGACAAAUGACUUAUAAUUGGGAAUACGAGAAAGACCCUCUAAACAACACUCGAGGUAAUAAUUCGGUUGAUUUACUCGGCAGCUCGAACGACGAAGACCCGACGAUCGACGAAACCCUAUUAUCAAGAUCACUAGAAAAUAUUAAUUCAAGUCAAACGAUAGAUGUAGAGAUUGAACAAACGGAUAAAUUAGAAAAUACCAUGGAUGAUAAAGAUAAUCGAUUAGAGAGUGAUAUAAUUGAAUCAAUGGAAAAUAAACAGGAUAACGAUGAUACGAAUAUUAUAGGAAAUAAUGCGGGAUUAACGGAGGAAAAAGAAUUCGAGAUCAAUGACGAAAAUAAAAUAAAAGAAAUAAUUCGUAUCGAUGAAUCGUCGAAGGUAAUAAAAACUCAUGAUGAAGACGAUCGAAAUAAUAAUUCCAAAAAAAAUAUUACGCUGGUGGAUUCAUACGAUGCCGUAGUUACGAAUGAGAAACAUUUCAAUUCUGAAAUUGCUACGGUUACAGAGAAAUCCGAUGAUGAGGAUGUUACGAAAGGGAAUAAAGAAAUGGCGAAUGAGAAUGAAAUAUCGAUGGGCGAUAGGAAUAAGGAGGAUGAAAGGCUCUUUCGUAACGAGACUUUGCCGGAGGAUAAAAAAAAUAUUUCACAAGAGUCCUCCCUUCAACGAGAUACAAAUAUCGUCGAGCAAUCGGAUCUGAAAAUGCAUAAUGACGCUACGGAUCGUACGAUAACAAGAAAAAUAAACGAAUCUAAGAUAGAGAAUUUAUUUACGAACGAACGUUCUACCAUAAACGAGCUUGAUUUAGAAGUAAACGCUGUAUCUCAGUCUAAAACGAUGGAUUUGCUAAUGUCUGCCGUUAAAUCCUUGCCAGAACAAAUGAUAGGUCCUUUCGUAAAAGCUAUGAAAAUGUUAUCGCCCAAAUUGACGACGAUCGAUACCGAUACCGAUGUAAAUGAAAACGAUUAUACCAACCUUGCCUCUAAUUCUCAUUCUGUUCAUUCCGAGUCAAUGAUCGGAGGAAAGGAGGAAGAAAAUGAUAAUGUAAAUGAUCGACCGAUCGAUAUACCUGUGUUAGAUAAAAAGGAUAUUAAAGGUAGAAUUUCUGAAUCCAUCGAUGAAAAUAAAAAGAUUACAACGAUCGAUAGGGCUCUAGAAGAAAUAGAAAUCGAACAAUCAUCUAUGAUCGUACCUGAUAACGAAAAUGAAAAUCAAAAUAUAUCGAAGGCAAAUAACGACAACGUGAAUUUCGAAGAAAAAGAUUUGACGAAUCAACAGAAGGACUUUCGAGCGGUAGGUAUGGAUCGAACUGAAGCUAAUACUCCGCUAACUAACAUAGGACAGAACACGACAAUGGAUAAAACUGCAAUCCCUUCGGACGUAUCAUUAACAAACGCAUAUCAUUACGAGCUGUCAUUGAAUCAUGAUUUUCAAUCACGAAUGAUAGCCGAUACAUACGUGGACAUGCAUUCUGAAAUCAUUGGGGAUAAUGAAAACAUGAAUACGGAAUUGAUAGAUCUACAUGAUAAUUUUUCAAUGACGGAAAGAGCACACAUAGAAAGUAAUAAUAAUUAUAAUGAUAAUGAUGAUAACAAUGAUAAGAGAGAUAGAGAAUCGAUGAAACUAGACGAGGAACUAUCGAAUGUAACUUCACGUAUAAUCAAUGAACAUUCCAAUGAUCAAUCGCAUCUAAUUAAUACAUCAAUGAUCGAUGGAUCCAUAAACAUAAUAUCAUUUUCAAAGGAAGCAAAUAACACUUCCAUUGAUUUCGCAUUAUCCCAUAAUCCCAUGAUCGACUUAACGUUUGAUAACAAACAUAAUGAUGCAGAAUCAUCAUCGACUAAUGACAAAUCAAUUGAUAUUCUAGAUUCAUCUAUUCGUAACGAUAUUCAUUCUAACGAUUCUAGUAAUUUGAUCGAACUUAAAGAUGAUUUAAUCAUCGACGUGCCGAUAUUAACGCCAAUGAAAAUAUCUAAUGAUAAUCAACGAUCGAUUUUAAUCGAUAUUUUCGAAAUCGAUAAAGAAGAUUUACAGAGUAAUAUUUUAAAAGAUUCGAUCGAUACUAAUUCGUUUAAUCGAUCGAAAUUUGACGCGCCUUUUUUAAAUUUCAAUCCUAAACUCGUCGACGAAUCGUGCGAAUUUUCAUCGCGAUUAGAAUCAAAAGAUCUUUUAGAUUCGAAUAAUAAUACGCCAGAAAGUUUAUCCAAUUUGUCAUCUUUAAAUCAAAUCAAAUCAAAUGCAUCUAAACUUUUGAAUAUCGAACAAAUAAAAACGAUAGAGAAGACCGAUGAUAAAUCGCGCGUAACGAAAGGUGAAAACGUUGAAAUUAUUAGCGAAAUUAUUUUAUCGCCGUUAUUAAAUGACAUACAGACAGUUCGCGACGAUCAAAAACUUUCUUACGAGGUACCGUCGUUCCUUGAAAACUUGAAUCUCAUCGAAUCGCCGCCUCGAGUUUUUUUAGAAUCGAAUAUUAAUGACAUCUCGGCUGGUAUUAUCGAAAUAAACAUAUCCGAAUCUCCGAUUAUAGCUGUAAACGAUUGCGCUCCGAUCAAAGAAAUAGAAAAAAUUAAUUCCGCAUUGGAAAACAGGAAGAAAAUCGUUGAUAAGAUUAAGGAGGAACCGAUCGAUGAUUUAAACGUUAACAUUUCCGAAAAGAUUAAAUCCAAUGGCAUUGAUAAAAUCGAAACGAAUUUAAUUGAAUCGAUUGAUAGUGCGACAAAACUAACGAGAGGUGAUAUUAUUAAAGAACGAUCUAAAUCGCCGGUAAAAAAAGUAAGUAGAAGAAAAUCACCAGUUAAGAUCAUAAAGAGAGCUAAUACGCUUCUACCUAAAAAGAUCUCGACAAAAAUCAACGUUCUUCCGAGAACCAAUGCUCUUGUGAAAGCGAAAAACGCAGCCGCUGAAAUAAUGAAGAAACCGAUCGGUUUGAAAAGUAUUACAAAGAUUGAAGACGCACGAUCGAAUGGAUCCAUCGAACAUAUUAAAGACGAUCGCGUUAAGAGAUCAGAGAAUACAAUAAAAUCGAUAAAAUCAUCGAUCGAUAAUGAAAAGAGAUCUGCGAGCUCCACGAAUCAAAGAUCGAUCGAAUCGACGUUUGUACGAUCUAAAGAAACGACGAAUAUCAAGGACGAAAGAAUAGAAUUCGAAAGAGAUGAGAGUGUCGAUAAAAACAAGUCUAAAGUUAAAUUCAUUUCGAAAAUUCCCAUUUUAACUGGACGAUCCAAAAUGUCAUCUAAAAAUGUGCGAGCUACAGCAUCGAAGGAUAAACCAGUAAAAAUAAAUAAAAUAAUAUUGGGAUCUAUACCAACGAGAUUGCCUGUUGCGAGACAAACAAUUUUAAAAACAAAUCUAAAAGGUACGAAGAUAUCGAAUAUUUUAGAAAAUGUUAAGGAAAAUGAUACUGUCGUUAAAAGAGAAAAAGAAACGAUUAAAAUCAAUCGAACGGUGGAUAAGAUCGACGACAAAAAAAUUGACGUAGAUAACGAUGGAUUUAAUUGUCGAACGGGGAAAGAAAUAUUAGAAAGCAACUUAGAAACUUUAGAGAUCAAAACUGAAAUGGAACGAUCUAAUAACAGUGAUGACGGCGAAUCAGGUUCCGAGCACGAUAACGAAGAAAAUGAAGAAGACGAAGAUGAUGAUGAUGAUGAAGGAGAAGAAAAAGAGGUUUCAGACGUCGAAGAAUCCAGUUCGGUUUUCGAUAGUUCCUCCUCCGAGUCAGAAAAUUUUACCGUGCUAAUGAGAGAAGUUCCUAAGUCUAGCUCGGAGAAAAGUAACUCUGUCGAGAGUCUGAUCACCGUUGAAGAUCAAAUAGAAAAGACGUUGCAGGCUAUAAGAGCCGAAUUAUCGAAUUAUGAGUCUGACGAAUUAGAGGAAAAUGAAGAUUUGAAACCCGACGAGAGAGAUGCGAAAAAAGGGGGAAAUAUAGAAAAUGAUGAUUCGUCGUCUCUGAGCGACGAAAUAUUUGAGGAAGCAAUAUCUGAUGUGGAAGGGUCCAUUGAUAUUAAUAUCGCUAAGAUGAACAAAAUAGAAAUUAUUCAAAGUGACAUUAAAAUAAACACUUCGGAAGAUUCGUCGAUCGUAUCGAAGAGUCGCGAUGAAAAAACGACGAUAGAAAGACAAAAAUCAAAAGAAUCUAAUAAUAAGAUAACGAGAAAUAAAAUGAAAUAUAAUUUGAUUAACGACGAUGCAAAUAAAAAUAGUGCGAGUAACGUCAAUGAAAUAUUAAAGAAAAAUACGGGUAAGAUCGCGAAAUUAGAGAAAAAGAAUUUACAUGAUGGCAAUACGAAAGACGUGAAAAUAAUACAAAGCGUUAAAGCGUUACGAGAGGUCGAGACGAAUGAUAAAAAUAAGAGAAAAAAAGAUAAGGAAGAUUCACGAGUUACGCAGAGUAAAAGAUUUUCUUUAGUAGCCAGUUGUAUACGUCGAUUCGAGGGUGAAGAUAAAACAGAAAGGAAACGUAAUGAAGUUGAAAAUGUCAACGCUACGAGAAGAGAGGGAUCUCCCAAAACGGAAAGGGAGAGAACGGCACGUAGAUUGUUAGCUGAGGGACGUGCAUCGAAUUACGAGGAGGCUGAAGUAGCUGCCAGUUUAUUAGCUCUCAAAUUCGGAGAUGCAGAAGCUAUUCAUGCCGCUAAGGAAUGUGGUAGUGUCGAGUCGGCUCUUGCAUUUUUACAACAAGAAUGCGAACUUUGUACCGGACGUUAUGCGAUGAGUCAGAUGAUAUCCCUGUUGAAAUGUACACAUCGCUGUUGUAACGAGUGUGCCAAAAAUUAUUUCACCAUUCAGAUAAGCGAUAGAAAUAUAAUAGACGCUGUAUGUCCGUUUUGCAAAGAACCUAAUCUGAGGGAUGCGAACGAAGACGACGUUCUAGAAUAUUUUAGUAAUCUAGACAUUCAAUUAAAAUCACUUUUAGAUCCUCCUAUUCACGAACUCUUUCAGAGAAAGCUAAGAGAUCGUACUCUUAUGCAAGAUCCUAAUUUUAAAUGGUGCAUUCAGUGCUCGAGUGGCUUUUAUGCGGACCCAGAACACAAGAGACUGAUCUGUCCUGACUGCAGAUCUAUAACGUGUGCCUUUUGUCGGAAACCUUGGGAGAAACAACACGAAGGUAUAACUUGCGAACAAUUCGCAGCUUGGAAAGAUGAAAAUGAUCCAGAUAAUCAAGCGGCUGGUUUAGCGAAACAUUUGGCCGAUAAUGGUAUUGAUUGUCCCAAAUGUAAAUUUCGAUAUUCUUUAUCUCGAGGAGGUUGCAUGCAUUUUACCUGCAGUCAAUGCAAAUUUGAAUUUUGUUGUGGUUGCGGUAAAGCUUUUUUUAUGGGUGCUAAAUGCUCGAUUAGUCCCUACUGCGCAAAAUUAGGCCUUCACGCUCAUCAUCCGCGCAAUUGCCUCUUCUAUCUUCGCGACAAGGAACCCGCACAAUUACAACAAUUACUUAAAGAGAACGGCAUUGAGUACGAUACGGAAGGGCCAAUAGGUGAAAGGAAAUGUAAAGUUCAAUUGCAAAAGGAAACCCCAGCGGGUGUUGUCGAUGCAAUUUGCAAUUCGGACGUCGUCGAGGGACAAGCUGGUUUAUGCAGGCAGCACUACAUUGAAUACUUGGCGGGCCUGGUACUCAAAAGCAAGCUGGACCCUGUGGCCAUCUUUGACUUGAACGAUGCCAAGCAAGAGUUGCGCCGACGGGGAAAAGUUCCCCCUGCGAAGGACCAGGAAAUGUCCGAGCGGGAUUAUCUCCAGGCGUGUAUUCAGAUUGUACAAAAGGAAAUUCCACUGGAAUAGUAGGAAAUAAACACGUGAGAAACCUUCAAGAUUCUAUAAAAAAAAAAAAAAAAAAAAAAAAAAAAUCUACGUUCCACGUAUUUUAAUGCGGUACUUAUUUAUUUUAUCAGUACCCAUCGUAUGUAGGAAGCAAUUCAAAGCUUAAUAAAUUACUAUGUAGGCAAUGAGCCUAAAUCGUUUAGUACAAUAGGAUGAUACACUUUUUAAUUUUUGUUUUAUACGAGCUCUUUUAAAAAAUUUGUCAAACUCUUUCUAUUAGGUGGCGUCAUACCUUGAUUUACAAUAUCUUUCAUUUUAUUUAUAUUUAAUUUCUUUAUCUUUGGUGUUUUUAAAUUCUUAGUUUUAAACUGACUGGUGUUACUCUUUAAAGGAAUUUUCUUACUUUCGUUCGAUUGUAAUUCUGGAACAAGGUUUCCAGAAAUAUUUAAUCCAACCGUUUUGUCUUUUCCCUUUUUCUUCUUUUUUUUCUGUAGAAUUUUAGAUUUCUCUAACGUAUUAUCAAAGGUUUCAACUUUUCUCUUUGGUUUAUUCAUUUGUAUUUCUGUUCGAUGUAAACAAACAGAACAUUU